Seriola aureovittata is the source of this 5848-nucleotide messenger RNA. RefSeq names its product cholinergic receptor, nicotinic, alpha 9a (gene chrna9a). The transcript has 7 exons. The record is from RefSeq and is a predicted model, not a curated record. Gene Ontology annotation, biological process: chemical synaptic transmission; monoatomic ion transmembrane transport; nervous system process. Gene Ontology annotation, cellular component: synapse; postsynaptic membrane; neuron projection. Lineage: Eukaryota; Metazoa; Chordata; Actinopteri; Carangiformes; Carangidae. The coding region runs from base 1251 to 2906 and encodes 551 amino acids. Gene Ontology annotation, molecular function: transmembrane signaling receptor activity; acetylcholine-gated monoatomic cation-selective channel activity.
UGGGACAUGGACAUGUGACGAUAAUGAGAUUGAAUGAAAUAAAACAAAGUAUAAAUAUGUAUCAAGAGUGCUUCUCAGUAACGGUUCUGGCUGUAUGAUUAAAAUAUUCCAUUUUCAACUGCAAAUAAAAUAGUGUAAACAUUUUUACAUUUACUCAUUUGGCAGAUGCUUUAAUCCAAAGUGAUUUACAAGUGAGGGACAACACUACAUCUAUUCAAUAAGGUGAAGGCAAAGGUAAGGUGAUCAGGUAAAGAGGUGAACUGACAGGGCCUAGUAAGUGGUAGUUAGGCCUGUUAGGAUGUUUGAGGUUUUAGACAUUUACACUGCUACGUUUUAGUUUUAAAAUGCAUGACUUCUGCGUUUUAGUUUUAAAACUAAAACAUGGAUGGAAGAGAUUAAUCUUCAAGAGAUUUUUUAAAGACAGAAGGAAAUCAGCAUGUUAAGAUACUCCUAAACCUUAAAGAUGUCCACACACAACUGCUGGACAAUAUAACAAAGUUCAAUUAGUUGGCCUCCGUUUCUGGUUACUGAUCUCUUCAACAACUACAGACAAAGACAGGAUGAAACCCACUCUUAUCACCGAUCUACAACCAGUGCACAGCUUUACUGUCCUUAAGUUAAAGAUUCGUAUUUACAGAGUGAAACCUGAUCCUGGAUCUGUGUGAAGUUCAUGCCAUGCGGCAUGUAUGACAUGUGUCACAUCGUCACCGACAUGUGUGUGUGUGUGUGUGUGUGUGUGUAUUCAUCCUCAAUGACCUGAGCAUGAGUAAGAAAGUGUCACUGUAUGUGUGUGACUGACACAUGUCAUUACCUGUGUAAUGCAGUAAGGUUCAGUGUGUACGUGUGUGUGCCUGUGUGUCGUACAGCUGGUUGUGGUCAUGUACACAAGUGGAUAAGGCUGCAGGCAUCACAUUUCACCCAGUGCCUGUGUGCUAUGUGAUACUGCAGUGUACCUGUAUGUGUGUGUGUGUGUGUGUGUGUGUAUGAAUGAUAGCCCCCAGGUCCUGUUCCAGAGCAGCGAUCACACACAGAGAGACACUGACAGAGGCGAACUGCAACUAACAACCAGUGAAGCAUUCAGAGCUUCUGACAGGAUGUAAGAUUUCGAGAAUUUUCUGUGGUCUCGGCUCGCUCCGCCUCAGCAGGGGAAGAUGGAGAUCAGAAUAGAGUGACGCUCUGGAUUUGGACCCAGGCUGUCUCAGCGACUGCUUCGCUGAAUAAUUGAUCCCUCGGCUUGUGACUUGUUGAAGAUGAGGAAGGCAGCGUUGAUGGUUUGGAUCAGCCUUUUGGUGCAAGUGUCCCAUGGUGCCCAGGGUCAUUAUGCCCGCAAACUUCUGAAUGACCUGAUGGAGGACUACUCCAAUGCUCUGAGACCUGUGGAGGACACAGACAGUGCCCUCAAUGUCUCGCUGCAGAUUACGCUGUCACAGAUCAAAGAUAUGGAUGAGAGGAACCAGGUUCUUACCACGUACCUGUGGAUCAGGCAGGUCUGGCAUGAUGCCUACCUGAAGUGGGAAAAAGAGGACUAUGACGACUUAGAGAUGAUCAACAUCCCCAGCGACCUGGUUUGGAAGCCGGACAUCGUCCUCUACAACAAGGCAGAUGAGGAGUCAGGUGCAUCCAGCACUAAUGUGAAGCUGCGUUAUAAUGGAGAGAUCGUCUGGGACUCUCCGGCCAUCACGAAGAGCACAUGUGUGGUGGAUGUCUCUUACUUCCCCUUUGACUGGCAGCAGUGCAACCUCACCUUUGGCUCCUGGACCUACAAUGGCAAUCAGGUGGACAUCAGUCUGGGCAUGGACAGCGGAGACCUGUCUGACUUUGUGGAGAACGUGGAGUGGGAGUGCCACGGCAUGCCUGCAGUUAGAAAUGUUAUGAUGUAUGGCUGCUGCUCUGACCCCUACACUGAAAUCACCUACACCCUGCUCCUGAAGCGCCGCUCCUCUUUCUACAUCUUCAACCUGCUCCUGCCCUGCUUCCUCAUCUCGUUUCUCGCCCCGCUGGGUUUCUAUCUGCCGGCUGACUCCGGGGAGAAGGUUUCCCUCGGGGUCACGGUGCUUCUGGCGCUCACUGUGUUCCAGUUGCUGGUGGCUGAGAGCAUGCCUCCUGCAGAAAGCAUGCCCUAUAUAGGGAAAUACUAUAUUGCUACCAUGACUAUGAUCACAGCCUCCACCUCUCUCACCAUCUUCAUCAUGAACAUUCAUUUCUGUGGUGCUGAGGCCAAGCCAGUCCCUCACUGGGCUAAGGUGCUCAUCAUCGACUACAUGUCCAAAAUCUUCUUCGUCUACGAGGUGGGGGAGAACUGCACUACACCGGAGAGCGAGAGGACCCCACUGUACCCCGAGGAACCCUUGAGCGAUAAGGACUGCUACCAUGACGACCGUUUUCACGACAGCAUCUACCAUCACGACAGUGACUCGUACAAGUACAGCAAUAGCCACAGCGUGCACCACAGCAACAAGCAUCACAAAAGCCAGGCGAAUGGCACCGCCAACGGCAGGAGUCAUCAUUAUAACAACCAUAACAACCACGCUUCCAGAUUGGAGAGAGGUGACGCAAAAAGAGAGCCAACCCAACGCUACCACAUCAGGAGGGAUGAACUGGACUACCAGGCCCCCCCCCAUCCACAAAACCUCCAGCACCUCAAUGGUGGGCUGAAGGAACAGCUCCUCUAUUCCACAGAGAAACAUCAAGUCCCUGCCUGCCCCUGCUGCUGCCCCUGCCUCCAACAUAAACAGGUGGUGAAGAACAUCCAGUACAUCGCCAACUGCUUCCACGAGCAGAGAGCGACGUGUGUCAAGGCAGCAGAGUGGAAGAAGGUUGCCAAGGUGAUGGAUAGGUUUUUCAUGUGGAUCUUCUUCGUCAUGGUCUUCCUCAUGAGCAUUCUCAUUAUCGCCAAGGCCUCCUGACAGCCUCCUCCUCAUCUUUUCACCUCCACUGUAACAUUCAUCCUCCAACACUGCUGGACCUCAGUGUUCCUCCAGAGGCACCUCAUUUCUACUUUAAUGCGACAUCAGAUGAAUCAAAACAGUUUUGUCUACAAGGAGACAUUUGAUAUGUCAGUAUUGUGUUUUGUGUAUGUGUGUGUUUGUGUAGGGUUAAUUGUUGUUUUUAUCUUGCUCUGACAUAAAGAGCACAAGGUCACUGCACACACAUUGACCAUUUAACCACACACGCACAACGAAAUUCAUCAAAGCCUCUCGGUUAGUUAACAUCAGGUGUGCUUGCAUGUGUCGCAGAGCAGUGGAGCGGUAAGACAAUCUAGGCCUCACCUUGAACAUGCAUGGGCUCUCCAUUAUUGAUGAGCUAACAGCCAGACAUCCAGCUAUAGGCAUUAUAUUACUUGCAUUACGUUUUAAACAACCAGAUGAUGCUGUUUUCCAGAGUCAGUUACAACGAGAGCGCCAGCAGAGGAACCUUAAAUACUUAUGACACAACAACCUUGUGUAUGAUCGAAAAUAGGGCAAAGGGCGGUGACACCACACAGAAUCACACACGUCCUCAUAAGGAUUGUCAAUAAUAGAGAUAAAAACGAGGUUAAGACAUUAAAACCAGGGGAAACUGGUGAAGUGUUUUUUUAGUUUAGAUGUCAGAAAUCAGUUUACAUAAAUUGUGAAUACUUGAAUUUGAGAAGUCAAAGGAUGAACGUUUACUUUUCUUUCAUAAGAUCCCUCACUUUUUAAUGCAACACUUGGACCUUGAAUCGUACCUCCAGAGAAUGAAUGGUGGGUAUAUUUUACCUGUUCACAUUUUGCUUAUUGGUCCAGUAAAAAAAUCUUGAUAUCUUGUUAUUAAAACAGGUUUUACUCAUUGUCCCAGCAGUUUGCACUGUGGUACAAACCUAAUUUUGUUAUGUAUAAUGUGUGUAUACAUUUUUGCAAAGCUGUCCAUUUGUUUUGUUUUUUUGCAUAUAAAAUGUUAUUUCAUUGCUUCAUACUUUUUUCUGCAAAAUCAUUGCUUUUAUGCAGGGUGUCAUUUCCAUGGAUUUGUUUAAUGAACAAAAAAAAAAGAACAAACAUCCAGCAUUAAUGAUCAUACAGAUGCGAGUAUAAAUCACUCAGUAACAGGAAGGUGUGAAUUAGGUGCCAAUUGCAGGUGAAUGAAUGAGCCUGGGUUUGUGUCCAUUACCAAAAUAGCCUCUAGAGGGCAGAUAAGCUACAAUCCACACGGUAGUCGGUUACUGAAUGACUGAAUAAAUGAAUAGAUGACGGUAUAAAUGACCGAAGGAAUGCAUGAAUAAAUGAAUGAAUGAACUCCAUGCAUAGCAAAGUGAACAUCUAAGUACAUGUAUACAGAAAGUGCCCAAUGGACGGCUCAAUGACACCAAAGGGCAUAAAAGACAGAAUCUGUAGAGUAUCAGCUCAUCCUCUUAAUGGGCUAUAACAUGUAACACCGAUAAAGUAUAUUUCAAAAAAUGGUUUUAAGGAUACAUUAAAUAAAUCAGUAAAACAUUAUUACCUCCACAAGUGAAGUGUAUUCUGAUUAUGAUUUGAAACAAUAAACAAGAGGGUAAACAGGAGGAUAACUGAUGCAAAAAGGAUUUUGUUACAGUAAAUAAAAUCUCGCUGCUGGCCUGAUUAUUUCUAAUGUAAGAAAUAACUUCAGAUAAUCUGAAUAGUCCAAGCUCAAACUGAAGUUCAUUACUUUUUCUACAAAUAGGUGUUCCCAUUUACAGACUCCAAAUAUAUACCCUCCUAAACUCAUUGAAUAUCUUUCUUUAGGCAGAAUUAAAAUAUAUUAAAUUAAUAACUUCACAAAAAACAGAAUAAAUACCGACACAACUGUUAAAGAAAGGGGAAUCCAUUUAAAGUUUACUCUCAUAAUCUUGAGUCACUUUGUCCUUGUGAUACCAAAGUAUUGAUAGCAGGCUGUCUGUAGUCUCAGCACCAGCUGCAUCAACAUGAUAAAAACUGUCAAUAACUUGUCUCGUCACAUCAGGCAGACUAACCUCUGCCUCCAUCUAGUGGAAUUUAGUCAAAACAAAUACACAGCUGUACACUCUCCUGUAUUAACUCCUGGGUUAAAGGGAAAUGCCACAAAUUUCUAUUUGCCAUUAUAGCCUAUUUACAGGUCCUGGGAAGUACUACUGCUUAUAUGAAAAGAAAGCAUUUUGUGUCUCCAGCUGCAGCUGCGUGAAAUGCAACUGCAGUCAAAAAGUCUCCAGUGAGAUUACAUGAAAGUAUACUGUACCUACAAAUCAUUAUAUUCAUUUGAAAUUUUUCCUCUCUUCUGUAUUACAUUAAUUAUCAGCAGUUUUGUCUAGUCUCUAGAGUUCUGCAUGAAAUCACUCAACACUGACAGUAAGGUGACUCACUUAUUGAUUCCUGGUGGUUUGUAAACAGCAGCUAAUCAACUUAUUUUCAAGAUAAAGCAACACAACAAUCAAAUGACCCCAAAUAAUCACAUUGACCCCAACUUACUCAUACAACCCCCGACCUUACUCUCGGGCUUCUUCCUGGAUCGUUGACUGUGCUGGACAAUGCCCCCGCGAUAGAGUGUGUAUAGUGAGAGAUAAGGCCUGCUGUGCUGAGUGUUAAAGAGACAGACUAUUGGGCCACACUUUCUCCAGAGUGACAUUACAAACAUGGUGAUGACGAUGGUUAGAGUUCAGAGGGGAUUCAUGUGUCCUAAGGGCAGACACACCCACAAUGUUGGGAUCUAUAUAGAGAUGCACUGCUCUCAUUUGUUCUCAGUUUAUGGAGGAUAGCGAGCAGAAACAUGUCAUCUAUCAGCAAGCAGCUGUCUUCCAUCACCUGCACAGGUAAGUUCUGACUUUUUGUUUGUUUGUUUGUUUCUUUUUCGUUCUUUUGAACAUAGCCUAUCAUUUCUCUUUUUGUGUCUCUUCAGGCAG